Schistosoma haematobium is the source of this 1271-nucleotide messenger RNA. RefSeq lists its product as uncharacterized. Bases 291 to 683 code for a protein of 130 amino acids. The record is from RefSeq and is a predicted model, not a curated record. Lineage: Eukaryota; Metazoa; Platyhelminthes; Trematoda; Strigeidida; Schistosomatidae. The transcript is spliced from 5 exons.
AUCAUCAUCAUCAUCAUCAUCAUCAUCAUCAUCAUCAUCAUCAUCAUGCAAAGCAUCAUCACUAUCCAAAGCAUAUUCAUGAUGGUAAUAAUUGAUUCAUAUUAUUCUAUUAUAGUGUUUAUUACAAUUAUACUUGAUUACAUCAACUCCAUUUCAAUGGUAUAAACAAUAUACAAUACAUAGUUGUAUAUAUAUAUUUAUAGCUACUUAUACUUUGGUAAGUAUUCUAUAUACAUUAUCUAUAUCAUUUCAUUAUUGGAUUCAAUUAGACAUCAUUUCAUAUCUAUUGGAUGGUAUAUUUCAUUGAUUCAAAUAUAAUAAUCGAGAAUUCGGAAUUGAAUAAAUUACCAUUAUAUUAUAUGCAUUUUAUUAAUUCCAUGGGCGUAAUCGUGAUUAUUACUGAUGCAUUACUAUGGAAACCAAAACGAAUUCCCUUUUUAGUUUCAUACAUUCCUUGUUGUAUGUUUAUUAGUAUAUACAUUGCAUACUUAGAGAUAACAAAUUCAUUAAAUGAUUAUAUAGAAUUACCAAAUUCUGAUAUACUAUCAAUUCUAUAUCGUUUUCUGUACUAUUUAUUACUAUGGUUAAUAAUCACCAUAUUCAAUAUAUUCAGUUAUGGAUUAAUUCGUUUACUUCAUUUAAAGAAAAAAACAGCAAAUGAACUAUUAACAACUUCAUCAUAGUUUACUAUGAAAAACAAAAAAAGAAAAGAGAGAAAAGAAAGAAAAAAGAAGAAGAAGAAGAGAUUGUAGAAUAAGUUGUAUGAUGAUGAUUUCUCUUAAGUUAAUUAUAAGAUUAAUCAAUAUUUAUUAUUGUUUUUAUUUAAUUAUUUGAACAUAUAAACAUUGGUAUAAUGGGGUUAUAGUUCCGUUGGCCAGACACUAUUAACAACAACCUACUGUAGAAGAGAACAAACCGGAUCCUAACGGAGGAAGAAAUUAGGAAGAAGCGCUGAAAGUGGUUAGGACACACAUUGAGGAAAGCACCCAACUACGUCACAAGACAAGUCCUCACAUAGAAUCCUCAACACCAAAGGAAAAGAGGAAGAGCAAAGAACACAUUAGGCCGGGAAAUGGAGAUAGAAAUGAGAAAAAUGAACAAGAAUUGGAUGGAAUUAGAAAAGAAGGCUCAUGACAGAGUGGGUUGGAGAAUGCUGGUCGGCGGCCUAUGCUCCAUUAGGAGUAAUAGGCAUAAGUAAAAUGCAUUUAUCUCGUCCAUUUCAUCUUCGAUCUCAGUCAGAUAUAGUGUAGGGCCAGUGAAAUGUCACUGAG